This is a messenger RNA of Quercus lobata, 1467 nucleotides long. RefSeq names its product UPF0481 protein At3g47200-like. The transcript has a single exon. The record is from RefSeq and is a predicted model, not a curated record. NCBI's taxonomy places the organism in Eukaryota, Viridiplantae, Streptophyta, Magnoliopsida, Fagales, Fagaceae. Bases 1 to 1467 code for a protein of 488 amino acids.
AUGGCCGGGAAGGAGCAUGUUGUUUCUAUGGAGGGUAUUUUCAGAAUAGAAGGCGGUGUAACAAGCAGCGGUGUCACUGAGAACGCCCAGACGUACAGCAUUUCUAUUGAAUCUGACCUGGAGGCAAGGAUUGAUGCAGUAAUCGAGGCAGGAAAAAAUUUGACACCAUCCUCACCACCAAAGAUACAAAAGUUUAUAUUCUUGCUGCGAGAUCACAAGGAUUUCCAGAAGCUCUAUGAGCCAAGAGCAGUAUCACUCGGUCCUAUCCAUUAUGGUAGUGAGAAGUACAAGCUAGGAGAGAAGUACAAGCUUAUGUUGACAUCUGUGUUCGUCAAAGGUAGCAAAGAGAUGAUAAACGAUUUGCACAAGAAGAUUGGGAAAAAGAUCAAGGAACUGAAGGAGUGCUUCGAGAAGGAAGUGAUCGAAGGCUAUAAGGAUGAGGACCUCAUUUGGUUGUUGUUGGUGGACGGCUGCGCAAUACUACAAUACAUAGACUGUGCAGCUAACAACAGCUUCGAAGAGUUGAAGAUAAAACCCGACAGCUUAGCCUUUACACAACAGGAUUUGUUUUUGCUUGAGAACCAGCUUCCCUAUCGUCUGCUCAAUUGGUUGAUGACCUGGAGUGCGAAUGAAUGCAAGUUGAGGGAAUCAAUUGACACUUACAUUAAUAAUCUCGCUACGGUACCACCUCCAGACGAUCAAUCAGCAAUUUUCAGCUGGAAAUGGCUAAGUUCGUUGUCGUGGCGUUGCUCGCAAUACGCAGAAAACAAAAAAGAAGAAAGCCUUCAAUCAAAGGCAAAGCGACAAGAGGACCCCGUCCAUCUUCUUGAUCUUCUGAGGACACGUCUCUUGGAUAAUCAUCAGCGAAGAAACAACUCAGAGAAAUCAAAUGAGAAAGUCCAAACUUGGCAGUCCUAUCGCAAUGUUCAGGAGCUUCAAGCAGCAGGUAUUCACGUGGAACGAACUAAAAAGAAAAACAGUUGCUUGAGGGACAUAUAUUUUACUACACCCGGUUGCUUGGGAUACCUUUGGCUUCCUCCAAUAAGUGUUGAGGACUCAACAAGGCCAAAGUUCUUGAACUUGAUAGCCUACGAGAUGUGUCUAGAUUUCCAAAAUGACUUUGGGAUCACCUCUUACAUAUCCUUCCUCGAUUCCCUAAUCGACGAAGCCAAUGAUGUUAAGAUGCUAAGGAAAGCAGGAAUACUCUAUAAUUGCCUUGGUAGUGAUCAACACGUGGCUGAACUCUUCAAUGAGAUAGGUACUGACUUGGUUCCUAACAGCGAAAUAUAUAGCUAUGUCAGACUGCAAAUUCAGAAGCACUACAAGAACCAGUUGAUGACCUGUUUGGCUCAAGUCUAUCACGACCAUUUCAACAGCCCCUGGACGUUCUUGGCUUUCUUUGGCGCAUUGUUAGCACUUGCUCUAACUGUCGUUCAGACUUGGUAUGCUGUCAAAUCUACUCCAUGA